Talaromyces amestolkiae is the source of this 1575-nucleotide messenger RNA. RefSeq lists its product as uncharacterized. Gene Ontology annotation, molecular function: iron ion binding; monooxygenase activity; oxidoreductase activity, acting on paired donors, with incorporation or reduction of molecular oxygen. The record is from RefSeq and is a predicted model, not a curated record. The transcript is spliced from 3 exons. The coding region runs from base 1 to 1575 and encodes 524 amino acids. NCBI's taxonomy places the organism in Eukaryota, Fungi, Ascomycota, Eurotiomycetes, Eurotiales, Trichocomaceae.
AUGGCUAUCCAGGAACUAUUCGACACACUACAAGACCGUAUUGCGCAUCAGUCUGGUGACCACCGAUUAAUCAUCGGAGUCCUCCUAUUGCCUUUAUUCUAUGUGAUUUUGAACGAGGUUGUCCGUAGCAAGGCACGGAUUGGAAGGCUGAAUGGACCGAAGGGUUUACCGCUAAUUGGCAAUCUCUACCAAAUUCGAGUCAAUGCAGCAGAGCAAUAUCGCCAAUGGUCCAAACAGUACGGGGAUGUCUAUCAGAUUCAGUUGGGAAACAUUCCUGUUGUGGUUGUCAAUACCGCUGCGGCAGCCAAGGUCAUAUUUGGGAACAAUUCUCAGGCAUUAGCUUCUCGUCCGGAGUUCUAUACUUUUCACAAGGUUUUGUCCAAUACAGCCGGUACGACUAUCGGUACAUCACCAUAUAGCGACUCGCUCAAGCGCCGUAGAAAGGGUGCUGCAUCCGCACUCAACAGGCCAUCGGUGCAGACCUAUGUUUCCCACCUGGACAUCGAGUCAAAAGACUUCAUCAAAGAGUUAUACGACUAUGGAAAAGGUGGCAGUCUUGGGGUUGACCCCAUGCCUAUGAUUCAACGGCUUUCUCUAAGUCUGUCUCUGACGCUGAACUGGGGAAUUCGGAUGGAUAGCCAAAAGUCUGAUCUAUUCCAUGAGAUCACACACGUCGAGGAGGAGAUUAGUCGCUUCCGUAGCACGACCGGUAAUUUGCAAGAUUAUAUACCCUUGCUACGACUGAACCCGUUCAACUUUGGAUCAGCAAAGGCGCGCGAGAUGCGUGAUAGACGUGAUGCAUACCUGACCGCUCUUAAUAAGGGGCUCGAUGAUCGUAUCGCCAAGGGGACUCACAAACCAUGUAUUCAAGCAAAUGUCAUCUUGGACAAGGAAGCCAAGCUUGAUAAAGAUGAACUGAUAUCCAUUAGCUUGACUAUGUUGUCAGGUGGUUUGGACACAAUCACGACGUUAGUGGCAUGGAGCAUUGGAUUGCUUGCACAACGUCCAGACAUCCAGGAGGAAGCGCGCAAGGCAAUUGAAGAGUUCUAUAGCACCAAACAGCCCUUGUGUGAUGCUCUCGACGAUCAGAAAUGCAAGUAUAUCGUGGCUUUGGUGCGCGAGUGCUUGAGAUACUAUACCGUGCUUCGGUUAGCUCUUCCUCGUGCCUCGAUCAAGGAUAUCGAGUACAACGGCGUUCGGAUUCCAAAGGGUAGCAUAUUUUUUCUGAAUGCAUGGGCUUGCAAUAUGGAUGACAACGUCUGGGACGAUCCUGAAGUCUUCCGACCCGAACGUUGGCUUGAGCAGGAUGAUGCACCCAUAUUCACAUACGGCAUGGGAUACCGCAUGUGUGCUGGAUCCCUACUGGCCAACCGAGAACUCUACUUGAUCUUUAUGCGUCUCAUCAAUUCGUUCAAGAUCGAAAAGGAGACUGAGUUUGAUGCUCAUCCGGUCUCUGGUAACAUGGACCCUACUAGUCUUGUUGCAAUGCCGAAGAAGUACUAUGCACGGUUCGUUCCGCGCGAUGAUGCGGCGUUGCGUCGAGCUUUACGAGAGUUUGUGGUUGUCGAAACUUAA